This is a messenger RNA of Pieris macdunnoughi, 348 nucleotides long. The record is from the annotation of a GenBank genome assembly. Lineage: Eukaryota; Metazoa; Arthropoda; Insecta; Lepidoptera; Pieridae.
AUGUCUUUCCCAAGAGUUUUAUUAACAGUUGGUUUCAUUUCAUUAUUCCAUUCUGCAUUUUCAGCAGCUCAGCAUCGUUCAUAUCUUCGUAUUACAUCGCAGGAGUUUACAACUUUACCUUUAGAUAUAGUCAUACAAGCAGUUGGGAGCCUAUUUGCAGUAAUGUGGGGUGUUAUGUGUAUUGCUGGAAACUUAAGAGAAAUACAGGCAGCUGCUGAAUUAAACAACUCAACCUGGGAAACACAAAUGAAUCUACCUUCAUUCUACAUAUUUAACCAUAGACAGAAGGCGUUGAGCUCAGAAUAUGUACAAAGUUCAGGGAAAGGAGACUUGGAGAAUCCUGAAUAA